AUGAGAGUUGUUAGGAACUUUGGAUCUCACUGGGGUAUUUUGGCAUCAAAUGAUGAGGGCGGUGAGCAGUCGGGUGACCAACCCGAACCACAGCAAAGGCCUCAGAGACGAAAUGUUAGAGGACAAGGAGAAAGAGGCCAGUCUUAUGGUCUGAUCGUUCCCGGCAUCACUCGUUCUUUGACUUGCAUGGAGAGGAACGAGUUAACUAUGGGGUAUUUGAAGACGAUGAGAGUUGUUAGGAACUUUGGAUCUCACUGGGGUAUUUUGGCAUCAGAUGAUGAGGGCGGUGAGCAGUCGGGUGACCAACCCGAACCACAGCAAAGGCCUCAGAGACGAAAUGUUAGAGGACAAGGAGAAAGAGGGUAG
Molecule: messenger RNA, 366 nt
Organism: Lactuca saligna
Lineage: Eukaryota; Viridiplantae; Streptophyta; Magnoliopsida; Asterales; Asteraceae
Source: the annotation of a GenBank genome assembly